GCGCCGCCGCCGCCGCACGUACGUGGCAUGCCUGGAUGUCCCUGCCCUGGCUGUGGCAUGGCGGGCCAAAGGCUCCUCUUCCUUACUGCCCUUGCCCUCGAGCUCCUGGGAAUGGCUGGGGGUUCCCAGCCAGCCCUCCGGAGCUGGGGGGCUGCGGCAGCCUGUCGUCUGGACAACAAGGAAAGCGAUUCCUGGGGGGCCCUGCUGAGUGGGGAGAGGUUGGACACCUGGAUCUGCUCCCUCCUUGGUUCACUCAUGGUGGGGCUCAGUGGGGUCUUCCCGUUGCUCGUCAUUCCCCUGGAGAUGGGCACCAUGCUGCGCUCAGAAGCUGGGGCCCGGCGCCUGAAGCAGCUGCUCAGCUUUGCCUUAGGAGGACUGUUGGGCAAUGUGUUCCUGCACCUGCUCCCUGAGGCCUGGGCCUACACAUGCAGUGCCAGCCCUGGUGGUGAGGGGCAGAGCCUGCAGCAGCAGCAGCAACUGGGGCUGUGGGUCAUUGCUGGCAUCCUGUCCUUCCUGGCAUUGGAGAAGAUGUUCCUGGACAACAAGGAGAGGCAAGGGACCACCCAGGCUCCCUCCAAAGACCCCACUACUGCUGCUGCCACACUCAAUGGAGGCCGCUGUCUGGCCCAGCCGGUUGCAGAGCCUGGCCUCAGUGUGGUGGUUCGGAGCAUCAAAGUCAGAGGCUAUCUCAACCUACUGGCCAACACCAUCGACAACUUCACUCAUGGGCUGGCUGUGGCUGCCAGCUUCCUUGUGAGCAAGAAGAUUGGGUUCUUGACGACCAUGGCCAUCCUCCUGCAUGAGAUCCCCCAUGAGGUGGGUGAUUUUGCCAUCCUGCUCCGUGCUGGCUUUGACCGAUGGAGCGCAGCCAAGCUGCAACUCUCAACGGCACUGGGGGGCUUGCUGGGAGCCUGCUUUGCCAUCUGUACGCAGUCCCCCAAGGGAGUAGAAGAGACAGUGGCCUGGAUCCUGCCCUUCACCUCUGGUGGCUUUCUCUAUAUUGCUUUGGUGAACGUGCUGCCCGACCUCUUGGAGGAAGAUGACCCAUGGCACUCCCUGCAGCAGGUGAUUCUGCUCUGCACCGGUAUCAUGGUGAUGGUGCUGUUCUCGCUCUUCGUGGAAUAACCAUCCCCGAUGCCCCCACUCCCCGCAUAGCAACAAGAGACUCAGAUUCACUCUGUGACCGUGUAUGUGAGAGGCUGAGAGGGCAGGUGACUGUGAGAAUGAGCCUCUGACCAGACAGGAGGGAAGGUGUAUGUGUGUGUGCAUGUGGCCUGCACCUGUGGCCCAGAGGCGUGUGUGCGAGACCGACACUGUGAUCCUCAUGUGCCAGGCCCGGGGCAGGCUGUGGUCAUCUGUCCUUGCUACCCUGUUGUCUUGCACCCCCAGAGGUGCAAGAUGAGCAGUGAGGAACAGCAGCACUGGUCCCAAGCAGAGGCCUCAUCCCAUGGGGACCCCAGAAGGAGUAAGAACAGCCCAAGGAGCCCAGGGCUGCAGGGGACUCCCUACCUGUCCUGUCUCCGGCUCCCUUCAUCCCCAGCCUCCAGCCUGCGGGAGGACACCUCUCUGCUCAUGCACCCAGGCUCCAGACAGCCUAAGGGCCAAGGCUGGGGUGGUUUCUCUCUGCUGUGCCCUGUUCCCAGCCCUUCCUUCACCACCUCAAAGCCAAAGAAAGGAAAGGCAGGUGCUCAUGUAGCCUCCCAGCCCCACCUAGCACUGACCCCCCAGCACUGAGCUGGGAGAUGCUUUCUAAGACCUUUCCUCAGGGCUGCCUGCUGGGGCCAGCUCCUGUUUGGCAGUACCGGCAACUCUUGCCACCUCCAGCUGCCAAACAGCAGCCUGCAGGGCAGCAACAGCCCCAGGCCAGAGACCUCCCAGUCCAGCUCAGGGAUGCUUCUGCCAGCACAGGGGCUGGGCAAAGACUGCGGGCCUUUCCCUGCUUGGGCCCCUUUUUCUUCCCACUGGGGUUGGAGAAAGGCAGGGCAGUGAGGGCUCCACGUUGUCAGCGCUCAGGAAUGUGCUUUCAGAGAAUGCUGAAGCCAUAAUCCCCAGCUGUUUCCCUUGGCUGAUGCCCAGGUACUCAGCUGGCCUGCUCCACAGCCAGGCUCCAGCCCUGCCCUUGACUGUGUUUUGAGAAGUGGCUAUCAAGAGGGUCUGAAUGGUUUUAUAGCAGUUUUGCUGUGGUUCCAUUUGUAUCUGUAAAUACUUGUUCUAUAGGUAAAAUACAAAUAAAUAUUAUCCA
Messenger RNA from Otolemur garnettii (small-eared galago), 2242 nucleotides. It is a transcript of the gene SLC39A13, whose product is annotated as solute carrier family 39 member 13. Lineage: Eukaryota; Metazoa; Chordata; Mammalia; Primates; Galagidae. The transcript is spliced from 10 exons. Gene Ontology annotation, molecular function: zinc ion transmembrane transporter activity. The record is from RefSeq and is a predicted model, not a curated record. Gene Ontology annotation, cellular component: membrane. Gene Ontology annotation, biological process: zinc ion transmembrane transport; intracellular zinc ion homeostasis. The coding region runs from base 28 to 1125 and encodes 365 amino acids.